This is a messenger RNA of Tupaia belangeri chinensis (Chinese tree shrew), 1363 nucleotides long. It is a transcript of the gene RAC1, whose product is annotated as Rac family small GTPase 1. The coding region runs from base 1 to 744 and encodes 247 amino acids. Gene Ontology annotation, biological process: small GTPase-mediated signal transduction. NCBI's taxonomy places the organism in Eukaryota, Metazoa, Chordata, Mammalia, Scandentia, Tupaiidae. The transcript has 7 exons. Gene Ontology annotation, molecular function: GTP binding; GTPase activity. The record is from RefSeq and is a predicted model, not a curated record.
AUGGGUUUAGAGCCAUCCACAGAGAAAAGACUAAGAAAAAACAGUCACAAAGAGAAUGAGACAGCAUCCAAAGAAGGUUCCAGGCCUGGCCAGCACCUGGGGAUGCAGCAGACAAGUGUGGUCUUUUUUCUCUCUCUCUUUAGAGCCGUAGGUAAAACUUGCCUACUGAUCAGUUAUACAACCAAUGCCUUCCCUGGAGAAUAUAUUCCUACUGUCUUUGAUAACUAUUCUGCCAAUGUUAUGGUAGAUGGAAAACCGGUGAAUCUGGGCUUAUGGGAUACAGCUGGACAAGAAGAUUAUGACAGAUUACGUCCCCUAUCCUAUCCACAAACAGUUGGAGAAACCUAUGGUAAGGAUAUAACCUCCAGGGGGAAAGACAAGCCAAUUGCCGAUGUAUUCUUAAUUUGCUUUUCCCUUGUGAGUCCUGCAUCAUUUGAAAAUGUCCGUGCAAAAUGGUAUCCUGAAGUACGACACCAUUGUCCCAAUACUCCCAUCAUUCUAGUGGGAACUAAACUUGAUCUUCGAGAUGAUAAGGACACGAUUGAGAAACUGAAGGAAAAGAAACUGACUCCCAUCACCUACCCACAGGGUCUAGCCAUGGCUAAGGAGAUCGGUGCUGUAAAAUACCUGGAGUGCUCAGCGCUCACACAGCGAGGCCUCAAGACAGUGUUUGAUGAAGCUAUUCGAGCAGUUCUCUGCCCACCUCCUGUCAAGAAGAGGAAGAGAAAAUGUCUGCUGUUGUAAAUGUCUGAGUCCCUCGUUCUUGGUCCUGUCCCUCAGAACCUUUGUAUGCUUUGCUCAAGAACGGUGGAGCCUUUGCACUCAAUGCCAAGUUUUUGUUACAGAUUAAUUUUUCCAUAAAAGCAUUUUGAACCAAUAAUUUUAAGGUUUUUGUUUUAAACUUAAGAGUACAAACUCACAUUCUAUUAAAAUUUAGCUCUAAAAUGACAAGCCUUCUUAAAGCCUUAUUUUUCAAAAGCCCCUAUUUCUUGCUCAGAAUAAGAGUUGCCAAAAUACCUUCUGAACUAAGUUGCAUUGUUGUGCUAAGAACACUAAGCACUAAACUGUUUAAAGACCUUUGUCUUUAAGAAGACUAGUUUCUGAUGUUAGGAGAGGCAGACACUUUCUAAGGAGUUUUUGGAUAUGUAAAGCAGAACAGCCUCCUUAAUGAAAUGUUGCCAUUUAAUGCAUCAAUAAUUUAUCAACCCAUGUUCAUUACAUAACCUUGUACUGUAUAUUAUCAUAGAAUGAGUCUAACAGCUCAACUCUCUGGAUCAAUCUGUUUGAUUUUGUAGUGAAUAUUUUUUAAAAAAAGUAGUUGACUAGCUUUUGCUGCGAUUUUGAACAGAAUUCUUAUUCAUGU